Molecule: messenger RNA, 1438 nt
Organism: Branchiostoma belcheri (Belcher's lancelet)
Lineage: Eukaryota; Metazoa; Chordata; Leptocardii; Amphioxiformes; Branchiostomatidae
Product: protein shisa-4-like
Exons: 4
Coding region: 71-661 (196 amino acids)
Source: RefSeq, a predicted model, not a curated record
UGACGCCAUUACAGGUAAAGGAAGUAGAACAGUAGAAACACAUACUGAACUGCGUCACAGUGAAGCUACCAUGUUCCUGUAUUUGCUAGUGUUUGUGCUGGCUGUGAAUCUCACACCAGGUGAGGCUGAGAGGUGUAGCGGUUACACAGAGUAUGGCGGACACUAUCGCCCCGGGUUUAACUGUCCGGGCCGCUAUGACGACCGUGAUGAGAUAUACUGCUGUGGGACCAGUAAGAACAAGUACUGCUGCGACGACUGCUGGGACAAAGUCUACGGCGCCUGCCACCGAUACUAUGGCUUCAGUAUGGGUGGUAAGGUAGGAGUGGGGCUUGCUGUAAGCGGAUUUCUGCUCAUCCUGGUAGCCAUAGCCUACUGCUGCCGGGCCAAACAACUACGACAGAGAAGAAACCAGCGGCAAACUGUGACGACGGUGCCCUACCCCGGCCAGGAGCAGACCCAGUACCCGCCACCUGGCGCGAUGUCGUACCUUCCGCCGCCGUCAGGGGGCGCAGCGGCGUACCCACAGUCUACUCCGGCGGCGUACCCACAGCCUCCACCGGGAGGGUUUGUUGCCGCUCCCCCGCCCUACCCUGGAGGAGACGCGGCGUAUCCUCCAGCGUAUCCCGGUGGACCUGCAUAUCCUGAGAAACAGCAACCUUGAUAUAUUUCAUACCGGGUAAUAUAUGGCCCGGGGAUAUCUAGAGCCAUGUCCAUGAACGGUUCUGGAUACUGGUUCUGGAUACUCCACGGGUAUCCAGAACCGCGCCUUUGACAAAUCUACAUUCCAGCUUUAGUACCUGUUUUAGCGCUAACCAUAAAUGUGAGAAAUGCGACGUAAAUUGUUGAAAUUAGUAGAAAAAUUGGAAGUAAAUAACAAUCGCAUAAAGAUUUUUCUCAUAUCUUAAAAUUUUGAUGCAAGAAAUGCUAAGAUAAAAAGAAAUUGAUCAAUGUGUUUUUAAUAUAAAAAGAAACAGAUUAAUGUGUUUUCAAGAGACUGGAAUUAUGACAACUGUUGUUUAUCCUGUUCUUACUUGACUGUCACAAUUAGUUCAUCUAUUAGGCACUAAUACAGAAGUUCCCUAUAGAAUUGCGCUUAGUCUAGAAUGACGACAUAUGUUUGCCUACCAAUGAAUCAGUGUGCCUUACUGCAGUUUGAUGUGAUGUGAGUUGGUACUUACUUACAUAUGAUAUUAUUUUGAGAUAUUACUUUGAGGUAUUAAGAAGACAUGAUCAUAUUUUGUUCAAAAAGUGUCACCUCCUAGAUUUUAUAUAAAUCUUCAUUUUUUUCAAUAAACUGGAAAUAAAAUGUUAUAUAAUGCCCCUUGAAGACAAUAUCAGAUAUUGACAAAGAACAAUUUAAUUGUAGAAGACUAAUUAUCAAGGCAUUGUAGCAUUUCUUACUUUGUAUUACGAAUCACGAUUAGUUUGGUUUCAAGAU